Molecule: messenger RNA, 2346 nt
Organism: Pleuronectes platessa (European plaice)
Lineage: Eukaryota; Metazoa; Chordata; Actinopteri; Pleuronectiformes; Pleuronectidae
Product: LIM and senescent cell antigen-like-containing domain protein 1
Exons: 10
Coding region: 141-1148 (335 amino acids)
Biological process (GO): positive regulation of substrate adhesion-dependent cell spreading; cell-cell adhesion; positive regulation of integrin-mediated signaling pathway
Cellular component (GO): focal adhesion; cytoplasm; cell-cell junction
Source: RefSeq, a predicted model, not a curated record
GCUCUGGGAGGGGACGAGGAGCAGGACGAGCCCCUUGAAGCAACCCGGAAAAACUUUGGUAGUUCAGCGGGAGGAAUUAGCUUCAACUGUUCGUGUCACCGCAUCCACACUGGAACUGAAGACCGCGGCGCUCAGAGGGGAUGCUGGGGGUCGCAGGAAUGACGGGCAGCAUCGCUAAUGCCCUGGCCAAUGCGGCCUGCGAGCGAUGUAAGAGUGGCUUCGCUCCGACAGAGAAGAUCGUCAACAGUAAUGGGGAGCUGUACCACGAGCACUGCUUUGUGUGUGCCCAGUGCUUCCAGCAGUUUCCAGAGGGACUCUUCUAUGAGUUUGAAGGAAGGAAAUACUGUGAACAUGACUUCCAGAUCCUCUUUGCUCCUUGCUGUAACCAGUGUGGGGAGUUCAUCAUCGGUCGUGUCAUUAAGGCCAUGAACAAUAGUUGGCACCCAGACUGCUUCUGCUGUGACAUUUGCCAGGCGGUGCUUGCAGACGUGGGAUUUGUCAAAAAUGCUGGCAGGCACCUCUGUCGCCCGUGCCAUAACCGUGAGAAAGCCCGUGGCCUCGGCAAGUACAUCUGCCAGAAGUGCCAUUCUAUCAUAGAGGAGCAGCCACUGAUCUUUAAGAAUGAUCCUUAUCAUCCGGACCACUUCAACUGCAACAACUGUGGGAAGGAAUUGACUUCAGAUGCCAGGGAACUAAAGGGAGAGCUUUACUGUUUGCCCUGCCACGACAAGAUGGGUGUACCAAUCUGUGGUGCCUGCAGGAGACCCAUCGAGGGGCGUGUUGUCAAUGCUAUGGGCAAGCAGUGGCAUGUGGAGCAUUUUGUGUGCGCCAAGUGUGAGAAACCUUUCCUUGGCCAUCGCCACUAUGAGAGAAAGGGGUUGGCGUACUGCGAGACUCAUUAUAACCAGCUCUUCGGCGAUGUGUGCUAUCACUGCAACCGUGUGAUUGAGGGCGAUGUGGUGUCUGCCCUGAACAAGGCCUGGUGUGUCAGUUGUUUCUCCUGCUCCACCUGCAACACCAAACUCACUCUCAGAAAUAAGUUUGUUGAGUUUGACAUGAAGCCUGUCUGUAAAAAGUGCUACGAGAAGUUUCCUCUGGAGCUGAAGAAAAGGCUCAAGAAGCUCGCAGAGUCGUUGGGACGCAAGUGAGCUGCGUCCGGCAGAUGACCUUGAAAGUAGGGUGACUAUAGUCCUGCUGUGCCUGUGGUAAUAAAAUACCUGCUGCCUUACAACACGAGAGCCUGGCAUUACACUAGUAUAUCAAUAUGAAACAUGUAAAUCAGGGAUCCAUUAAAAAAUAUGGACAUAUAAAAAUACACCAGGGUGGUAAAUGUGUCUGUUAGCAGAUGUUUUGUUCGUCCUGUUAUUUCAUUUUUUUUUAUACAUUCCUAGACUUAAGUGUUCACAUUUUGUUUCCUCUCCUGUCCAAGAAAAGCGACUUUAAUUUACUGCAGCUCUGUCUAGAACUUUUUAUUGAAUUUGAAGCUUGCAUUAUAAUUACCUUGAAUAUAUGAACUGUGUCUUAAAAUGCAAAUACUCAUGCCUGAGUCUAGCUGUCUUAUUUAGAUCGACUGAAAGAAGAUGUUUACGCAACUUUUCACCACAACCACUGUGGUGUCUCUUCUCCCUGAUAUCGAAGUUAAAUAAUGUUGCAAGAAAAGAACAUAAAUUUGUGUCAAGACUCAUCUGCAAAAAAUUAAGUGUCAAUUAUUCCACACCUGGAUAUAUAUAUAUAUGUUUCUAUGUAAUGAUUUUAACUGUUUGCUUCUUGCCAUUUAUCAGUCUGUUGUGACAGAUAAAUAAUCCAUCGGUACUUAUUUUAUUCAAAUAAUUAGUCUAUGGUUGUUAAUUCGUCCAAUCGUCCCAUAAUCUUAAUAUUUACAAAGAGUACAUUGGGAGAAAAUAUGAGAUAAGGAAACAAAGUAAUCUUUUAAGGUGACCUGUUGUUUGGACUGUAUGCUCAGUGUAAUGUUAUUGCUUGUACUGUGAAUGCUUGGAGUUUGCCACUGUUAUAUUUAGCCAAAUUUCUGCAGGGAAACGGUUCAAAGCGAAACCGACAAAAUUAACCUUCUGCUUAUUAAUUAACAUGUGAACGCUUUGAUGGUAAAAUAUCAUGAAUGAAUCAGCAAAUUGUUUGCAGACAGGAAAAUGCGCUUUAAAAAAGUUGCCUACAACAAAAAAUAUAUUUGUUUAGAUAAGCAUUUUUAUUACGGUUUUGCAUAUUUCACAUGUCAGAGUUUACAUUUUAAUUUUGGCAUGAAAUGGAGAAUUACAAUUCAUUGCAGGAAAUAUACAGUGUUUGUUUUUCUGUUGAAUGAUCAAUAAACGUUGCCUGAACACAUCACAA